Grus americana (Whooping crane) is the source of this 5279-nucleotide messenger RNA. RefSeq names its product solute carrier family 26 member 4 (gene SLC26A4). The record is from RefSeq and is a predicted model, not a curated record. Bases 284 to 2617 code for a protein of 777 amino acids. Gene Ontology annotation, molecular function: secondary active sulfate transmembrane transporter activity; bicarbonate transmembrane transporter activity; chloride transmembrane transporter activity. Gene Ontology annotation, cellular component: membrane. Gene Ontology annotation, biological process: transmembrane transport. The transcript has 20 exons. NCBI's taxonomy places the organism in Eukaryota, Metazoa, Chordata, Aves, Gruiformes, Gruidae.
GGCCGCAACCGGCGGUAUAAAUGCCGUUGCGGCGGGGCCGGCUCGCCCUGCCCCACACCGGAGAGCGGGUGCGGGAGCAGGUAGAGCCGUCGGUGGCCGGGCCGUCGUCGGGGGCCCCGCCCGAGCCGCCGCUUCAGGACGCGGACAGCUCUGCGCCGCGGUGCCGAGCCGCGCCCCGGACUGAGGGGCGGCGGGCGGCCGGGGGAGCCCGCGGCGCGGGCGGCGGGCCGCCAGGGGGUGCCGACGCGGGCGCCGCUCUCUGCCCUCCGCCUCAGGCGGGGCCAUGGCAGCGGGCGAGCGGGCGGAGGAGCCGCUGGCGGAGCUCAGCCACUACGUGGUGGCGCGGCCCAUCUACAGCGAGGCGAGCUUCCAGGAGGAGAACGAGCGGCGACCGCCGCUGCCGCCCACGCUCCGCGAACGGGCUCAGGUGGCCUGCAGAUGUUCAAGAAAAAGGGCCUUUCAGGUUGCCAAAUCCUUUCUGCCCAUCCUGGAGUGGCUGCCCAACUACCGGGUGAAAGAGUGGCUGAUAAGCGAUAUCAUCUCGGGGAUCAGCACCGGCCUCGUCGCCACCUUGCAAGGUUUGGCAUAUGCUUUGCUGGUUGCAGUUCCUGUUGGAUAUGGUCUCUAUUCUGCCUUUUUUCCCAUCCUGACAUACUUUUUCCUGGGAACAUCAAGGCACAUCUCAGUUGGUCCAUUCCCUGUAGUCAGUUUGAUGGUGGGAUCUGUUGUACUGAACAUGGCCCCUGAUGAUAAUUUUCUCAUAGAUGGCAGUAAUGGGACUAAUGGUACUGGGAUACUGAUAGACACUCAGUCCAGAGAUGCACAGAGAGUGCUGAUUGCUAGUACCCUCACAUUUCUGGUUGGAAUUUUACAGGUAGUAUUUGGAGUCCUUCAGAUUGGUUUCAUUGUGAGGUACCUUGCAGAUCCACUAGUUCGGGGAUUCACAACUGCAGCUGCUUUUCAAGUGCUUGUGUCACAAUUGAAAAUAGUCCUAAAUGUUUCAACUAAAAACUAUAAUGGUGUCCUUUCCAUAAUAUAUACUCUUAUUGAAAUAUUUGAAAAAAUUGGUACCACCAACAUUGCAGAUCUUAUUGCUGGACUCCUCACCAUUUUUGUCUGCAUGGUAGUUAAAGAAAUAAAUGAUCGAUUCAAACACAAGAUACCUAUACCUAUACCAAUAGAAGUUAUUGUGACAAUAGUAGCCACUGGCAUUUCAUAUGCUGCUGACUUGGAAAAAAAAUACAAUGCAGGCAUUGUUAAGAGCAUUCCAAGAGGAUUUUUGCCUCCUGCACCUCCAGAUGUCAGCCUGUUUUCCCAGAUGAUAGCAGCCUCCUUUUCCAUUGCUAUUGUUGCUUAUGCUGUUGCCGUAUCUGUGGGGAAAGUAUAUGCAACCAAGUAUGACUAUGCUAUUGAUGGAAACCAGGAGUUUAUUGCCUUUGGGUUCAGCAACAUUUUUUCAGGUGCCUUUUCUUGUUUUGUUGCAACUACUGCUCUUUCACGGACUGCAGUCCAAGAAAGUACUGGUGGAAAGACUCAGGUUGCCGGUAUAAUCUCAGCUGGGAUUGUUUUGAUUGCCAUUGUUGCCCUGGGGAAAUUGCUAGAGCCCUUACAAAAGUCUGUGUUGGCAGCUGUAGUCAUAGCUAACUUGAAAGGGAUGUUCAUGCAAGUGUUUGACGUUCCCCGUCUGUGGAGACAGAAUAAAGUGGAUGCUAUGAUCUGGGUUUUUACAUGUGUAGCAUCCAUCAUUCUGGGACUUGAUUUGGGAUUACUUGCUGGCCUUUUGUUUGGAUUGCUGACAGUUGUGUUGAGAGUUCAGUUUCCUUCAUGGGGUGGCUUCGGAAACAUUCCUGGCACAGACAUCUACAAGAAGGUCAAGGACUAUAAAAAUGCUAUAGAACCAGAAGGUGUGAAGAUUCUCAAGUUUUCAAGUCCAAUUUUUUAUGCUAACAUCGAUGGACUGAAAAACAGCCUCAAAUCCACAGUGGGAUUUGAUGCAGUCAAGGUAUAUAACAAGAGACUCAAAGCACUGAGGAAGAUACAAAAGCUAAUCAAGAAGGGGAAAUUAAAAGCUACUAAGAAUGGCAUCAUCAGUGAGCCUGGUAUUAAUAAUGAAGCUUUUGAGACUGAUGAGGAACCUGAAGACAACGAAGAUCUUCAAGUUCCUACCAAAGAAGUAGAGAUCCAGGUGGACUGGAAUUCAGACCUCCCAGUCAAAGUCAACAUCCCCAAGGUGCCCAUCCACAGUCUCAUUCUUGAUUUUGGAGCAGUAACCUUCUUGGAUAUUGUAGCUGUGAGAUCAAUAAAAACGAUAAUUAGAGAGUUUGAGAGAAUUGAUGUGAGAGUAUACUUUGCUUCAUACCAAGACAACCUUAUAUCUCAACUGGAACGGAGUGCCUUCUUUGAUGACAUCGUCAGAAAAGACAUAUUCUUCUUGACUGUCCAUGAUGCUGUGCUCUACAUAAGGAAUCAAAUGACGUACAGUGACAACCAGGAUCCCAUUCUUGAGAAGAUUUCACUCAUGCAGGAGUCUAAAGAACCCAUAGAAUUCACAGAAAUGAUCCGGCCUGAUGAUGAACUUGAUGUUCAGGAAGAGGCUAUGCGCAGACUUGCUUCAUGAAGACGGACUGCUGGUAUUGUCUUACCUGUGAACUCACAGCAAUAUUUAUGCAUCGGUACUAUAUAAGUGUUUUCUGCAAUGGAACCAAUCUUUGCACUUGAAGAAAACCCUGAUUUGUCUGAAUGAUACAGAUCUCUAGAAAUCUCUGAAUUUUAGCUAACGUUAUCCCAGAAAUAUUCUGGACCUUGAUUCAGCAAGCACUUUUCGAUACGAUAUAUUGAUUUUAAAAAAUCAGAAGACUAUUACAAAAGAUGUACUCAGUUUGGGGACGAGCCAGGCAGAAGGUGCAUUACACUUUUAUCAGUGUGUGCAGGAUGAAAAGCUGCUUUGUGGUCUGCCCAGGAGAGCUGGAGAGACCAAAAUCUUUGGAUGGCAAGCCUCUUGUUCUGUAUUUGCACAAUGCCUAGCGAGAGGGCAGGAGUUCCAGCUGGCCAAGGCUUUGCCAUUCUAGAACAUUUCUGUGAGCAUACAUGCUGACAAGUCUUGAAAAAUGUGUCAUCAUGAUCACUUUUUUCCAAGCAAUUCCUUAAAUUGCUGCAGGUUGUUAGAUAACUGAAACAGGUGACAGGCGAAACAGAAGAACAGACAACAGCACUGAACUACUAUAAAACUUCAAAUAGGAUGUUUCAUAGGAAAAACCCUUGGAUAUGGGUUCAUUAGUUCUAUUUUAAUCCCAUUGUAGCAAAUCAUGCACUACUAUUAAUGAUUGUCCCUAAAACGAAGCAUACACAGAAGAUUGUUUUGGCUAAGUUACAUAUCUUUCAUCAAGAGGCAGAUCAUGACAUAAAUUAGAUUAAGGAAAACCUUAGUCCUCAAGUACUGAAUGGAAUCUGUAGAACAGGCUGCUACUGAGUGCAAGUAAGAAAGUCAGAAUGUGACCUAGUAUAGAGGUUUGGGGGUUUUUUUAAAUGGAAUAUAGGAGUUUAUUUAGUUUAAUGAAUAGUCAUAUUUUUAUAUAGCCUAUUUUUUCUUUUAAUAUUCUACGUCAGACUGCUGCUGUUCUUUUACAUUUGACAGUUCAUAAUGCACAAGUGCAAUAAUUUACAAAAGAUAAAGGAUAUGACCUGCAAAACUUUAAUCCUUACUUUAGGACUAUGUAAAAUAGAUAUGCAGGAAAUCAAUGUUCUUACUUUUCAUGAAGAAGAAAUGUGUUUUAUGGCAAACAGACUGUUACCUUAAAUUUUUUAGCACUACAUUAAUUUUUUAAAUGGAAAAAAAACCCCUGUGUGGUGAGGGAACAGAUAACAACAAAAGUGUAAGAAAAAAAUGUCCAGGUAUAAAAUCCCUUUACGUUUCAUAAUGUGGGCUAAUUAGCUUCAGUAUGUUCACGUAUUUGUCUCCUUAUUUGAUUAUGUCAGAGAAAUUUUCUUAUAUCACACUGCAUAGAGAAGAUUUUUGCUGCAAGUAAUGUUAACGGAAAACCUCAGGUGAAAAGCUAAGCACUAAAUAAAUUAUUCUGUCCUAGGGACCUGAGUGAACUCCAUGAAAAUCAGUGAAAAAAUUCCUAUAACCUUCAGUCAGCUGGACAGCAUCUUACACAGUAGGUGACAGCACCAGUCUGACAUCAUUAUUCUCUAAGGCAAAAAAUUCAGUCAGUGAAGUUUCUCAUUUGAAAUGCAACCUGUCCUCAUUCUCUCCCCCUCCAUUCACCAGCCUAACGCAGGAGCGUGGCACUUCGCCCACAUUACUGACAAAACUUUCCUAUCAGGCCACAGCCCCAGCAUAGAUCAACCUGAAUAUAAGGCACUGUUGGCAGCGCACACAGCACAUAGCGAUGAACGACAAGGCCAGUAACGUUUCUCAGAAGCUAUACGCUUUUCUACAGUGGAUGUACAUUUGAUGUAAAAAGUAAAAGUAAAAUAUUCUACCUGGGACUGAUAAGUGAGCUUUCAGCUAGUCUUUAUGCAGAACACAUACUACGGAAAAGAUGGUAUAAAAAAUGAUAGCAGUGCAUUUUUUUUACCUCGAGAGAACAUCUGCACUGUGAAGUUUGAGUAUAGAUUCUUACUUGAAAGAAAUGUGGGCUUAUGUUAUUUUUUGAACCUUCUCCAGUUCUUGUCCAUACAGGUAUUUAGAAAAAACAAUCAAAUAUUCAACAGUCUUCCACUUUCCUUUCCAAAUAUGACAUUUCAUCUGGAAUUAAUUGUGAUAAAAUAUGAUGCAAUGCACUUAUUCUUGGCCUGCAUAUUUCUUAAAGGCAUGGUUUUAUUUGUUCUUAAUUUAACUGGCACAAAAUAUUCAACUUUUCCUGAAAAACACCAUUUCACACAAAGCCUACAGUUACACAGAAUGGUAAGAGGUAACAUGCAGAAGGCAUUCAAAUACCUUUCUCAGUGGGUCAGGGCACGUGCUUCUUAAUUUUCUGUCUAUGUAUCCAUCAAAAUAAAGGAUACCAAAAUAAUGGAUUUCUCAAUGAAGCUAAAAUUCUAUACAAUUUUGUACUAAUUCAAACAUCUGUAUGUAAUGCAACUAGAUGUGCUUAUGUUUUUCCAGUAGAAUGAAGAAGUGAUAUUUUUGUAUGCAUUUUGCGUAUUACUAUUCUGUCUUUGCAUGUCAGGUAUUAAAUUUGGAGAUAUAUUUUAAGUUUUUUACCCUUUUAAAAAGCUGCAUUUUAAAAGUAAUUGUAUUCAUUAACUAGAAAAUAAAGUUGUGCACACUGAAA